ACCGUGAAACCAAACUAGACGAGAGCUGUACACGCGAUUUGAUUGAAAUAUCUUUAUAAACUCGUACGAUCUAAUAUGUACGUGCAGCUAGAGAUUGAAAGUAGCUGCAAAUAAUUGUAGACGUUAACCUACGUUACUCCGACCUGUCAAGCCUAAUUACAAACGAUGCUAAACACCUCAUUAACCUACACGAUACUAACCUGUCGAUCGAAACUUGCUACGAACUGACAGCUAAAUUCGUUGGAACAGCAUUUACGCGGUUCGAACUAUCGACGCUCGAUACAAAUUGCCGCCACGUAAAUCUACCAAGAAUACCGUAUUUGUAAAAUGGCGAGAAGAAAAGAGCAAACUCAGCUGCAGGUCGAAGUGGAAACCGAGGAUGAUUGGCAACAGCUGUUAAGUCGAAAGGGUUUGAUUCUCGCCGACGUUUACUCCGAAUGGUGCGGCCCAUGUAUCGCCAUGGUGAGCACCCUGCGAAGUGUAAAAUUAGAGAUAGGAGGUGACACGAUCAACUACGCGAUCGUGAAGAACGAUUACAUCGGCGAUCUCGAACGAUUUCGCGGCAGAAGCGAGCCAGUCUGGAUGUUUCUUCAAAACGGCAAGAUGGUGAACCUUGUGUUCGGUGCUAAUUGCCCACAGCUUAGAAAGCUGCUUGUAACGGAGAUCAAAAGGGUGCAGAACGAGGAGGAACCGGAAAUGGUGCUGGAUGUUAGCACUAGGACACCCGAGGAAGAGGUUAAAUGGCAAGAGAAGGAAGCCAUCAGAAAAGCGAUAGAGGAUCAACAACGUGCCAAGAAAGAAGCUGAGGAAAGAGAGAUGUACGAGACGUUCCUGGCACAGAUGAUAUUCGAAUUGAGCGAGGUCACCGCUCUGGUUUUCUAUCCGUGGGUUUUCAAGGAAGAGGGUCGACACAGGGACAAGUACCAGUGCCCUCCGUACCUCGAACUAAUCAACACGCUGUUCAGACAAAAUUUCGACGUGCUCGAGGAGCUUCGUGUGCAAUUGAACGAGGAAACGAUCGAGAAGAUGUUCGUCGAGAGUAACGUAGAGAUUACGAAAGAACUGGUAGCAGGAUUAAUGGACGGUAGAACGAUAGCGAUGAGAUUGAAAGGUAGACGUCCUCAUCCUGAUUGGCCUGUACCCUAUCCCUUCGAAUGUCCUAAAGGGACUAAAAGGUGUCCGACGCGAGCGAUCAACGAUGUCGAGGAUUAUCUGAUACAUUUGUUAACCAGCACGACUCCACUGAUACACCCUAACGCUGCUCCUUUCUCCUUAAAUGAGUCUUACAUGGAGAGGUACGUGUACGUUCAUGAACCCGAUCCCGAGGAUGAGGAGGAUUUUCCUCGCACCGAUCCCGCGGUUUGGGUGCCUCCUCAGGCCAGGAGCAAGGUACACGUGUACACGACCCUCUUCUCCAAUUACAUGGAACUAGUGCACCCUUACGAAGAGCCCGUACCACCGGCUCCCUUCUGCGCCGUCAAGUUUUACUAUUCAAAGUUCGCGGUCGUCCGUGAAACAUGCGCAUUGUACCCCGACGCGAUCGAAUAUUUUGGCGCGUUCGAGUUCGAUAAUCCACCGAUAGCCAGGCGAAUAGCGUCCAGCCCCGAAGAUUUCGAAAGAAAGGCAAAAUAUCAAACUGGUAACGAGAUAUUCGUGAUAAUCCUCCGGAGGAUCAGCGACGAUGCUUUUUUGUCAUUCGCGAGCAUCGAGCCGUAUUUCGUCACUGAAGACGAUGAAAAGGCGCAAGCGAUGAUAGACGAGUACUUCCCCGAGGGUGCUGAAGAUGUUAUUCUCGAGAUGUUCGAAGAAGAAGAGGAGGAAGAGGAGGAAGAGGAGGAGUAUUACGGAGAAGAGGCAAUCGAAGAUGAAAACGAGGAGAACAAAGAAGAAGAAUUUGCGAUCUACACUUUCUUAUGAAAUCGUAUUCUUCAACUUUCAUUCUAUUUUUAUUCCUCCACGAAUGACGUGAAACUUUGAUCGACAAACAAUGAAUUGUUCUAUUACGUGAUGAACUUUGAUAUGGAAUGAAUUGUCUUUUGAUCGAAGAAAAUGUUUUGAAAAUAAUUACAGUUGGCAGUAGACUACUAAUUGCGAAAAUACGAUAAGUUAUUUAUCUUGUUGAUCGAACGCCAUGACUUUUA
This is a messenger RNA of Bombus pyrosoma, 2141 nucleotides long. RefSeq lists its product as uncharacterized. The transcript has 5 exons. The record is from RefSeq and is a predicted model, not a curated record. Bases 328 to 1917 code for a protein of 529 amino acids. NCBI's taxonomy places the organism in Eukaryota, Metazoa, Arthropoda, Insecta, Hymenoptera, Apidae.